Molecule: messenger RNA, 2379 nt
Organism: Anguilla rostrata (American eel)
Lineage: Eukaryota; Metazoa; Chordata; Actinopteri; Anguilliformes; Anguillidae
Gene: camkmt
Product: calmodulin-lysine N-methyltransferase
Exons: 11
Coding region: 1-939 (312 amino acids)
Cellular component (GO): cytoplasm
Molecular function (GO): calmodulin-lysine N-methyltransferase activity
Source: RefSeq, a predicted model, not a curated record
AUGGAGGGAAACCCAACAAGUGGCUCAGGUGUGAGUAAAAUGAAAGAUGAGCCCGGUUCGGCGAUGUCAGUAGAGAAUGACAGGAACCAUCAAUCCGGCCGGGACGCGAACUGCGGGACCGACGUCGCUCGAGCUCGCUGGACUCUCCUCAGACAGGUGCUGAAGCAGAAGUCAUUGGACAGCGAGGAGGUCCAGCGGGUGUCCGUCCGCAGGUUCUCGUCCUUCAACCUGUUCUCCAGGUCCAGACUCACCACCUUGGAGCCUGAAGACCCUGCUGACGGGGACUGGGUCGAGUACAGAAGUGCCUCUUUCCCACAGUUCAGUGCCUUACUCAGAGAUAACCUCGGACCAAUCAGAGUGGAUGAGGUCCUCAACAGUUUCGACAACACCGGGAAUGUCUGUGUUUGGCCCUCAGAGGAGGUGAUGGCGCACUACUGCCUGAAGAGGCGCAACAUCUUCAGGGGUGCCACGGUGUGUGAGCUGGGCGGGGGGAUGACGUGUCUUGCCGGGCUUAUGAUCGCUAUUUCUGCUGAUGUGAAGGAAGUCCUGCUAUCAGAUGGGAACCCCAAGGCCAUUCAGAACGUGCGUGCCGUCAUCGAGCGGAACCGGCGAGCCGGCCACUUCGGCACCGCCUCCGUGUCCAGCAGCGUUGUGAGAUGGGACGACGAGGCGGAUGUCACCGCUCUGGAAGGACACUUCGACAUUGUGAUGUGCGCCGACUGCCUGUUCCUGGACCGUUACAGGGCUGGCCUGGUUGAUGCAAUAAGGAGAUUACUGCGGCCCGACGGGACGGGCCUGGUGUUCGCCCCGCUCCGCGGGGACACGCUGGCUGAGUUCUGUCAGCUGGCCGAGGGGGCCGGCUUCUCCGUCUGCAGAUACCAGAAUUACGACGAGCACAUUUGGAACCUUCAUUUAAAGCUGCAGCGUGACCAUAUUUAGAUUUUGUUCACAUGCAUUAAUAAAUAUUGAUCUGACCUGUUAUUACAGUUGCUUGGUUACACUCUGUAAUCAAUCUGCACAUUAUGAUUUUUCUGAGCCUCUCUGCUUUGCAUAGAUGAAUGUAAUAUUUCACCCUCCCACCAUUGCACUGGCUCUUCUCACUGAGCUGAUUGGCUGGGAGAGGGCGGGGCACCAUGGCGAUGCGUGGCGAGCCAAUCGGGUCAGCCCUGUGUCUCCUGCCUGUCAGACCCUUGCCAUACAUACCUUUAUGGUAUUUUUACUACCAUCUAUCACUGUUCUACCUGGGGGUCAUUUCUCUCAUCAUAUGAUUAUGUUGGUGGCUUUUUAAAAUAAUGUAACAUAUUUGUCACAAGUGUCACAACCAGGAUCUUUAUUUUCAGUCAGUUCCUGAAACAGAAAUCCAAAGGUUAACUAUAAAUUUUACUUAAGACCAAACAUAAUAUAUGAAACAAUCCCUUGGCUGUCAUUUUUACUAUAUUUUACUUGUUUAUUGGCUUUUUAAUGAACAUUUGUCUUGUCAAGAACUGAUUUAAAAAGGACAAUAAUUCCUGAAUGGCCUCUACAGAAGGACUCUACUGGUCUGGAUCACCUUAACUGGGGAUGCAGUAUCUGUGUCACUGUCGCAGUCAUAAAGUAACAGACAUUUGCUCAAAGAACAUAGAACCUGCAGGGUUGCCUGUCAUUAACUGUGCUGAAAUGAGCCUUGCUUAAAUUAGAGGGGUUUUACAAAACUGUUUUACAUUGCACUCUUUCUUUUCUGGGGUGUUUUAUGUACGGUACAAACAUACAGCUCUGCAAGAUAGAUACUUCUGGAAAAAUUAAAGAUAAAUUAAAAGGGAAAGGCACUUAGCAUGCUGGUAAAAUUGCAACCAUCUGAUGGUGUGCAACUGACAGAAUUAAGUUUUAGGUAUUCAUUAGAGUUUCCUUUAGCUUAGCAUGUUUUUCUGUCACCUGUGUAGCAUUUGUUAGCUUGGGAUAUGUUUAUGUCAUAGUGUAGCAUUUGUUAGCUUAGGAUGUGUUUAUGUCACUGUGUAGCAUUUGUUAGCUUAGCAUGUGUUUAUGUCACUGUGUAGCAUUUGUUAGCUUAGCAUGUGUUUAUGCCACUGUGUAGCAUUCGUUAGCUUAGCACAUGUUUUGUCACUAUGUAGCAUUUGUUAGCUUAGCACAUGUUUAUGCCACUGUGUAGCAUUCGUUAGCUUAGCACAUGUUUAUGUCACUAUGUAGCAUUUGUUAGCUUAGCACAUGUUUAUGUUACUGUGUAGCGCUUGUUAGCUUAGCGUGUGGUUAUGUUACUGUGUAGCGCUUGUUAGCUUAGCACAUAUUUAUGCCACUGUGUAGCAUUUGUUAGCUUAGGAUGUGUUAAUGUCACUGUGUGUCCCCACAGUUCGGUGCCUCUCCUGACCCCCUGCUCUCUGUUCC